AAUACUACAAAUUAUAGUUUUCUGAUCUGACGUUUUGCCUAUUCGUGAAUUGUAAUUACAAAUCCUAUUCCUAAUAGUUUUGAAUUUUCACAUUGGUAGGGCACUAAUUCUUACAACCACUUAAACCUAAACAUCUGCAAAAAUGGCAGACCGUCUCACACAACUUCAAGACACAAUAAACCAGCAAGCCGAGCACUUUUGCAACAGCAUAGGUAUACUGCAGCAGUUCUCUACGCCUAGUAAGUUUCCCGGUUUCGAUCGCAGCGGGUCUCAGACGCCGCAACAGCAGCAAAAUCAGGAGGACUAUGCUAUGCUAUUUGCGACUCUGAUAUCUCGGUGUGCUAAAGACAUAGAUACGUUGAUUGAAUCCCUGCCGAGCGAGGAGAGUUCAACAGAGCUACAAGUGCAAAGUUUACGACGUUUGGAGGCAGAAAAUAAGGAGGCUGCUGAGCAGUUGGAGGAGGUGGUACGACAAGGAGAGAUAUUGUUAGAAAAGAUCCAAGGAGCGCUAAGUGAUAUAGCCCAGUGCCAGCUUGACAUGCAGAACCCCUCGUUGAUCCUCAACAAGGAUGUGAAGCCUCCAUUAUAGGGCCGGCGAGGGUCUGGUCACCAUAAGCGGUGAUAAUUUCAAAGACUGUUGUGGAUGUGUGGAGUUUGUACUGUGUUCUUGUAUAUAUCUCAUGUUAAACUAUUGUAUGCCUCGGUUAUUUACCAAACCAUCUAAUUUUAUUGGUAUUAUGGUACUAAUAUAAUUGAAAUUUAAAGGGUUACUUCUAUUUUUUUCGUAUUGAGGUUGGUUGGACAAAGUAAGCAGCACUGAGGCAAAACAUAAAAUAUGAAACUUUGUAAAACAAUGUAUGUAAGUUUAUAGUGUUUCAUGAAAAUAAUGUUUCAAAGUAAUUAAUUGGUAGCAUUGAUAGUGUUUUAUAUUUC
This is a messenger RNA of Manduca sexta (tobacco hornworm), 933 nucleotides long. It is a transcript of the gene MED21, whose product is annotated as mediator of RNA polymerase II transcription subunit 21. The record is from RefSeq and is a predicted model, not a curated record. The transcript is spliced from 3 exons. Gene Ontology annotation, cellular component: mediator complex. Gene Ontology annotation, molecular function: transcription coregulator activity. Bases 143 to 589 code for a protein of 148 amino acids. NCBI's taxonomy places the organism in Eukaryota, Metazoa, Arthropoda, Insecta, Lepidoptera, Sphingidae. Gene Ontology annotation, biological process: regulation of transcription by RNA polymerase II.